This is a messenger RNA of Musa acuminata subsp. malaccensis (wild Malaysian banana), 1224 nucleotides long. RefSeq names its product proline-rich protein 4-like. The record is from RefSeq and is a predicted model, not a curated record. Lineage: Eukaryota; Viridiplantae; Streptophyta; Magnoliopsida; Zingiberales; Musaceae.
AUAAAAGCUUCUUCCCUGCUGCGGAUUAGUUCCGUAAUGGGGACUCCUCCGCGUCCGAGAAGCAUGUUGCUUGGGUUAUGUGCAGUACUGCUGAUGCUCAGAUUCUCCCGUGCUGCAACACAGACUGAAACAUCGGUCACCGUCGUCGGUGCAACCGAAUGCUUAGACUGUGAGCGCAAGAGCAUAAAACAUGAGAACGCAGUCAAAGGGCUGCGUGUGGCCAUCAAGUGCAGAGACGGCAACGAGAAAUAUGAGAUCAAAGCCACAGGUGACCUCGACAGCAACGGAAGCUUCAACGUGAAGCUCCCGACCGAGCUUCUCCAGGACAACGGCGAGCUGAAGCACGAAUGCCUCGCGCAGCUGCACAGUGCCUCCAACGCACCUUGCCCCGACAAGAAUGGGCUGAACCCUUUUUCUAAGUUGAUCCUGAAGUCCAGGGAGAAAGGGAAGCACACCUUCACUGCAGCGGCCGGGAAGCUAUCGUUCUCGUCGGCGACGUGCGCGUCAGCUACCUUCUGGCCGCCGUACAAGGACCCUUGGCACAAGGCCUUCCCCAAAUUUCACCUGCCUCCCUUUAAAUUCCCACCCAAGCCUUACUACGACCACAAGCACCACCACUCGAUCUACAAGCCUCCGGUGCCGACCUACAGUCCGCCUACUCAGAAGCCCCCGUCACCGGGAGGAUCGUAUUACAACCCACCUGCUCAGGUCCACAAGCCACCAUCAGGGGGAUAUUAUAAACCGCCUGCCCCCGUCUACAAGCCGCCUACACCGGAAUACAAGCCACCAUCAGGUGGGUACUAUAAACCACCGCCUGCUCCGGUCUACAAGCCGACUCCGACGCCGUACUACAAGCACCCCUAUCAUCCCAUAUACAAGAAGCCAAUGCCUCCCAUUCCGAAGCUCCCACCUUUCUUCCAUUCGCACCCCAAGAUCUCCUUCCCUCCGAUCUACAAGAAGCCACUCCCUCAUUUCCCUAGCUGGCCCCCUCUCUCUCACUGGCACAAGUACAAGAAGGGACACCCGAGCUUUCCGCCCGCCAAAGUGUACCUGAAGCCGUAGAUCCAGAAGCUGAUGUGUAAUAAAUGCUGGUCUUAGGAUCUGUGCGAAGCUUUUGUGGAGAGUGGUGCUCUUUUACUGUGAUGCCUGUACCAGGUGGACGAUCGAAGCUCUUGCUCAUCUUAUUUUCAAUAAUUUGAAGUACUGUUAGAUUUGAUGUGUGUA